AUGAAGCAAUUGAAUUUACCAUAUAGGAAGUUAGUUGAUGAUUGUCGGACAAGGUGGAACUCAACAUAUGAAAUGUUGGCUGCUGCAAUCAAAUUCAAAGAUGCCUUCUCAAGGUUUGCUGAUCGGGAACCACAUUAUGAUAUUUGUCCAAGUGCAGAGGAUUGGACAAAAACAGAGAAAGUGUGCUCGGUAUUAGAGCUAUUUUGGACAGCUACGCACAUUGUUUCCGGAAGUGAUUAUCCUACUUCAAAUUUGUUCCUUAAUGAGGUGAGCAAAGUGAAAGUUUUGUUAGAUAAGAAGUCAUUAGAGAAUGAUAUAUUCAUUCAGGACAUAGUUGCAAGAAUGAAGAAGAAGUUUGACAAAUAUUGGGGAGAUACUAAUUUGCUGAUGUCUAUAGCAGUUGCUUUGGAUCCAAGGUACGAGUCAAUUGGAGAAGGGCAAAGAAACAAACUAUCGAAUCGAGAUCUUGCAAAUGUUGAAACUCAAAGUGGCUGGGCUGAGUAUGCUGAAUAUCUAAAAUCAGUGGAAUCUAUUCAGCCUCAAAAGUCUGAACUUGAUUUAUAUCUUAAGGAAAACUGUUAUAUAUUUGAGAAGGACAAGAAGAAUGGGAAAGACUUUGAUGUUCUGGAAUGGUGGAGAGUUCAUGCAUUGAAGUACAAGAUUUUAUCGAUAAUGACAAGAGAUAUUUUAGCUAUCCUGAUCACUAUUGUUGCUUUUGAGGCUACAUUUAGUGCGGGAAGUAGAGUAAUAGACAAAUAUCGUGCAUAA
This is a messenger RNA of Sesamum indicum (sesame), 768 nucleotides long. The record is from RefSeq and is a predicted model, not a curated record. NCBI's taxonomy places the organism in Eukaryota, Viridiplantae, Streptophyta, Magnoliopsida, Lamiales, Pedaliaceae.